Molecule: messenger RNA, 1739 nt
Organism: Solanum pennellii
Lineage: Eukaryota; Viridiplantae; Streptophyta; Magnoliopsida; Solanales; Solanaceae
Product: protein JASON
Exons: 4
Coding region: 220-1530 (436 amino acids)
Biological process (GO): male meiosis II
Source: RefSeq, a predicted model, not a curated record
UUGCCUCUUCUUUCAAAGUAAAAUAAACCCCUGUUUGCCACUCUGUCUUGAGCCCCUUACCAAUUUUCUUGACCGUUUCAAUCCAAACGCUCCUCCUCUGUAAUCAUGAGGGUUCUCGGUUGAUUUCUUGCUCCACCAUUCUUGGCUGGAAGAGAAACACAAUCCCCCACUCACCCCACUCUGAAAACCAAGAUUUGAAUCGUUUUUUUUUCUGUGUAGAUGGGUUGUUUUCUUGGGUGUUUUGGUGGUGAUAAGGAAAAGAAAUGCCGGAAAAACAGGAAAAAGGUCAUCCCUCGAGACCAAAAACAUGUUUGUCAGGAUGCUCAGAGAAGCAUUAUCUCUACAGAACAAAGCAUCACAGAGGAACCCUCUGGGAGCUUGGUUACCGAAGCGCGAGAUAGGCCUGAGGAGCAACUUAGCUUGAGUGCUAGAAAAAAAGUCACAUUUGAUUCAAACAUCACUACAUAUGAACCUGUUUCUGUCUAUGAAAGUACAGAUUCUUUACCUGAAACCAAGAAAUCUCGUGAAGAAGAAAGAGAGGAGGAGGGAUCUCUUGCUAAAUCAAGCAAGUCCAGCUCUUCCUCUGAAGGGGGUUCUGUCGUUUCUAGUGUAGGAUCAUAUCCUACAAACCACAGGUAUCAGAACUGUCGAGACAGUGAUGAUGAAGCUGAGGAGUUUGGUGACAGUGACGUGGACGAAGAAUGUGAUCUGGAUGAUGAUGAAGAGUACGGGGAUUUCGAUUGUGAAGGUGGACAAGUGUGGUCUGAAUCAAUGGUGGCUGACAAGUACUUUCAUCAAGUGAAAGAACAGGAAGUGGAUAGUCCUAAUUUGAUGUUCGGUGUCCCCGAGAAGGAAACGAGGAAGGGUGAAACAAAAGGAUAUGUGAGAGAUAGGAGUGCUUACAUCCAUCCUGUGUUGAACCCUGUAGAGAACCUCAGUCAGUGGAAAAGUGUUAAAUCAAAAGCAGCAGAACCCAUGAAGCUACUGCCACAGAAGGAAAAUUGUACCGCAGAAGUAGAAGGGCCCCGUGCUUCGUUCAGUUUAGAACCUACAUUUAAGCAAUCAUCAUUUAGUUUUAAGACAAAGCCUAAAGAUCAAGAAAUUGGGGUUGAUGCUAGUCUUUCAAAUUGGUUGGUUACACCUGAUACCACCAAGAAGGCAGGGUCCAACGCGCUUGAGACUGUUACAUCAGAAAAAAGCAUGUCACAAGGUUCUAACUCUAUGAUGAGCUUUGAAGACAGGCCAAUUUUAGGUGUCUUGACAGUUGAGCAGCUGAAACAGCAUUCAGCAACUUCCUCCCCAAGAAAAUCACCCUGUCGAAGCCCUGAUGAGAUGCCUAUUAUAGGAACUGUUGGUACCUACUGGAAUCCCUUGGGAUCGGCUAAAGACUCUGGGUCAGUUUCUUCUUUUAAAGGCAUACCAAACUCGACGAGCAAGUACAGAGAGGAUAAGAGAGUUAAUUGGCACUCUACUCCAUUUGAGGCAAGAUUGGACAGAGCCUUGAAAGAAGGUGCCACAGAAGCCUCUUAGCUUGAUAGAUUAUUGUAUAUCUAAACUGUCACAGCAGUUUGUGAAGCGAGUGCGCGACUCUUCUUGUUACUAUUGUUUGUGUUUACAUUUCUAUACAAUUCGUGGAUUUUUCGUGUGUAUGGAUUGUGGGAAAACUGUUUGUUGUAAUUCUUUGUAACUAUGAUAAGUGGUGAUGCAGUGAACUUAUUUAUUGCUUGUGUUUUCCCUUC